AUGUAUUCCUUUGGACAGAGGAAAACUCCAGCCAGCUGGCUAAUCUUCAUCAUCCUGCUCCUCCAAGUAUUGAGCACGUUACUCUUUUCCUACGUCUGUGACUUCAGGAUGCCCGGCACCGCUUCCUCCAUGCCACCGCCUCCUCCUCCUACCAGGAAGCCAGAGGCCUCCAAUCUCACCCUCCUGCUGUGGUCGUGGCCCUUCCGGGCCCGCUUCCCCAUCAGAAGAUGCUCCGAACUCCUGGGCAUUCCCGAUUGCCACAUCACGGCCAACCGCAUGUGGUACCCGAAGGCCGACGCCGUGAUCUUCCACCACUACGACGUGAGCAGGAGCCCGCGAUACCUCCCCCGCCUCCCCCGGCUGCCUUCCCAGCGCUGGAUCUGGUUCAACCUGGAGCCGCCCACCUAUACCCGCAAUCUGCACUUCAUGGACAACAUGUUCAACCUCACCAUGUCCUACCGGAGAGACUCCGACAUCUUCACCCCUUACGGAUGGCUGGAUGUUCUCCCCGCGCCCCGGACGGUCACCAUCCCGCCCAAGUCCAAGUUGGUGGCCUGGGCCGUGAGCAACUGGAACCCGGCCUCCCACCGAGUCAAGUACUACCAGGAGCUCAAGAAGUACAUCCAAGUGGACAUCUACGGAUACCAGAACUUGCCUCUUCCUCGGAAAAAGCAUCUUACUGUUCUGUCCCAGUACAAGUUCUACUUGGCCUUCGAAAACUCCGUGCACGAGGACUACAUCUCCGAGAAACUCUGGAAGACAGCGUUGCUCGCAGAAACGGUGCCGGUGGUCUGCGGCCCGCCUCGCAAGAACUACGAGCGCUUCUUGCCCCCCGACGCGUUUAUCCACAUCAACGACUUCCCCACUGCGCAAGAGCUGGCCCUCUUCUUGCAGGAGCUGGAUUGGAACUCGGAGCGGUACGAGCGUUACUUCCAGUGGCGGUCGCAGCUGACCCCCGUCGAACACACACCCUGGUCUCUUCACUUGUGCCAAGCGUGCCGGGCUUUACAAAUUAUGAACCCCGCCCGCUACCAGACCGUGCCGGCUUUGAGCAAGUGGUUCAGGUGA
Euleptes europaea (tarantolino) is the source of this 1068-nucleotide messenger RNA. RefSeq names its product 3-galactosyl-N-acetylglucosaminide 4-alpha-L-fucosyltransferase FUT3-like. NCBI's taxonomy places the organism in Eukaryota, Metazoa, Chordata, Lepidosauria, Squamata, Sphaerodactylidae. Gene Ontology annotation, molecular function: alpha-(1->3)-fucosyltransferase activity. The transcript has a single exon. Gene Ontology annotation, cellular component: membrane. The record is from RefSeq and is a predicted model, not a curated record. The coding region runs from base 1 to 1068 and encodes 355 amino acids.